Molecule: messenger RNA, 997 nt
Organism: Punica granatum (pomegranate)
Lineage: Eukaryota; Viridiplantae; Streptophyta; Magnoliopsida; Myrtales; Lythraceae
Source: RefSeq, a predicted model, not a curated record
CCGGUCGCCUUUCCCUCUUUCGCGAUCACUCUAAUUGUUCGGUCGUCACUCUUCUCUCUUCCUUCCGCCUCUGCUUUGGAGAUUUUAUCCUCUCUCUCUCUCUCUCUCUUUCUGCGUUGGAUUCUCUCGUCGUUGCAGGAAUCUCUCUCACCGGGUCGUCUCCCACAGGUAGUCAGCUGAUAUGAAGACUACCAAGGGAAAGGCUACAGCUAGGAGCUCCAGAGAAGUUCUGAAGCCUGUUGAUGACAGAAAGGUUGGGAAGAGGAAGGCUGUUGCUAAGCCCGAAAGGAGUAGCAAACGUCAAACUAAGAAAGAGAGACAGGCCAAGAAGGAUCCUAACAAACCGAAGAGGCCGCCUAGCGCUUUCUUUGUUUUCCUGGAGGAGUUCAGGAAGACUUUUAAGAAAGAGCACCCCAAUGUGAAGGCUGUGUCAGCUGUUGGGAAGGCUGGAGGAGAGAGGUGGAAAUCCAUGUCCGAAGCGGAAAAAGCUCCAUAUGAAGCUAAGGCGGGGAAGAAGAAGGCUGAGUAUGAAAAGCUCAUGAGGGCUUACAACCAGAAGCAGGAGAGCAUGGAUGAUGCUGGGGAUGAGGAAUCAGACAGAUCCAGAUCCGAAGUGAACGAUGAAGAUGAGGAAGAGGAAGCGCAGGAUGAGGAGGAGGAAGAGGAAGACGACGACGACGACGAAGACGACUGAAGCAAAGUAGAUAGUUAUGGUUUGGACGAAGUGAUCGGUUAGUUCCAGGGCUGGAACCACCUACAGAACUGGAGGCAGUACUCUGGAGUUUGCACGUCUACUUUACACACGGUUGUAGUAGUUUACUUGUGUGCUUUUUUGUAAGAAAAAAACAUGGCCUUUUGUUGCUGGUGUAAUAUGUAUUACUAAUUUCGCUUCAGCGUGUAUCUAAUGUAAUGCGUAUGCGAUCUUCACCGUAUCUAAUGUAAUGUGUAUGCGAUCUUCACCGUACCAAGCUUCUGAUAUUCAGUUUGAGGUUCCAUA